Molecule: messenger RNA, 5507 nt
Organism: Oncorhynchus keta (chum salmon)
Lineage: Eukaryota; Metazoa; Chordata; Actinopteri; Salmoniformes; Salmonidae
Gene: cutc
Product: cutC copper transporter homolog (E. coli)
Exons: 9
Coding region: 351-1106 (251 amino acids)
Molecular function (GO): copper ion binding
Source: RefSeq, a predicted model, not a curated record
GGUCUGCGUUACCUUGCCCUCUUUUAGCUACCGCAUCUACUGUAUGCUUCCUUCACCUUGGAGUGAAAUGUAUGGCUAUUUUUUUUAAAAAACAGGGAACUCGAAACUCCGAUGUCAGUGCGUUCAAGACAACUGGGAACUCCGUGGAAAAACCAGGUCCGACUGGGAACAAUCGUUUUGAACGGUCAUUCAACCCAGAAUUCCAAGUCGGGAAAUAGGGCAUCUUUCUUGAGCUCCGACUUUCCGACCUAAAAAAAAUCACUGACGUCAUGAUUUGACCUUUUUUCCCCGAGUUCCAAGUUGCCUUGAAAACAGCAAGACAUGAAAACCACUUUCCGACAUGAUGCAGGAUGGCAGAGGGCUUUUUGAUGGAGGUGUGUGUGGACAGUGUGGAGUCUGCCAUCAACGCCGAGAGGGGAGGUGCUGGUCGGCUGGAGCUGUGUUCUAGUCUGCUAGAAGGAGGAAUCACGCCCAGUAUAGGUCUGCUGCAGGUGGUGAAGCAGUAUGUGCGAAUCCCGGUCUAUGCCAUGAUCCGUCCACGCGGGGGGGAUUUCCUGUACUCGGACCGCGAGGUGGAGGUGAUGAAAAGGGACAUUGAGUUGGUGAGGAGUCAUGGGGCAGAUGGACUGGUGCUGGGAGCUCUGACUGAGGAUGGGAGAGUAGAUGCUGAACUCUGUAUGGAAUUGCUAGCUGUUUCUCGUCCUCUACCUGUUACUUUUCACAGAGCCUUUGACAUGGUGCACGACCCCAUGGUUACCUUGGAGACGCUGGUGUCUUUGGGGUUUGAGCGUGUUCUGACCAGCGGAUGUGACUGUUCAGCUCUGGAGGGACUGCCUCUCAUCAAACGCCUGGUGGAACAGGCUAAAGGGAGAAUAACCAUUAUGCCUGGAGGGGGUAUUACAGAGCGGAAUCUCCAAAGGAUUCUAGAAAGUUCUGGGGUUCUGGAGUUCCAUUGUUCUGCUCGCUCCAGUAAGGACUCUGCCAUGAAGUUCAGAAACUCCUGUGUGAACAUGGGCGCCUCGCUGACAGCUCCCGAGUAUGGCCUGAAGGUGGCAGACGUGAGCAAAGUCCGCUCUCUGAACGCUAUAGCCAAGAACACCCUGUAGUGACGACAAGCACAUACACACCUGAACUCCCUGUAUGGCUGCUGGACAGCUGUCCUCAGCCCCUUUGGGUAGCUGGUCCUCCUGCUCCUAUUGAGCCUGACCCCAAAAUAGUGUACUAUAUAAGGAAUAUUUGAGGCUCUCUUACACUGUUCCUGGAUGGCUACCAUCCUGUAGGUCUUCCCUCCAACCCUAAUCUAGCUCACCUGAUGCUAAUAAUGAGCUGGUUUGUAAGCUGAAUCAGGUAAAUUACAACUGGGUUUCGGUUGAAAAACUACAUGAGGGUUGCUGUCCAGGAACAGGGUUGGAGUACCCUGGAAUACGGUGUAAGUUGGAAGCGAAUCAAUUAAUUUUUGUAGUAAUUUCUAAAAGUGAGGUCAUGUUUACACAAUGACUAAAUAAAAAGGUGUAUAUAGGCUAUCAUCAAAUCCCUUAGGCAUUGUAAGAUGUGUGAGGUUUCAUACAGCUUUGUAUUCACAAUAGUUGAUUAGGCAUUGAAUUACACAAUCGCAGAAUCCUGUUUCCUGGAGGUUCAGCUUGAUGUCAUUACUUGAUUGUUUUGUGGAGAGUUCCCCUCCAUACAAUGAAAAGUGAUUUGAAUAUUGGGGAAAGCGCAAUAUAAAUCCAAUUAUUAUUACAGAGUUAUUGAUAGAAAAGAGAGACCUGCACACUGUUAAUGAGGAAAAAGACAUGUGUUUUUUAAAACAUGUUUAAAAUGUUCUUAGGGAGCGUUGAAAUUUACACAAUUGUCACCUGGAGGGAAAUGGGGGAGGGUCAUGCUUUUCAUAUUUCAAUCAGAGAGUAUUUUUAAAUUGUAAAAACAAAUAGUCCAGGGGAGGGUCAUGUCAUUUGUAAUCGAUUAAAUGUCAUAUUGCUCAAUGUUUGGGAAUUAGUUGCUUAUUCUAUCUCGACGUGUGCCCGACGCUGCCCCUCAUUCCUGAUUCCAGUGUUGUAGUACUGGAGUCCGGUCUAGAGACCACGUUUUGAGCGUCUGGGUCUUGUCUCGAUAUCGGCUACAUUUGUAAUUUCUACCCGAGACUUUAUUUUACUUUUUUACAUUUUAUUUCACCUUUAUUUAACCAGGUAGGCCAGUUGAGAACAAGUUCUCAUUUACAACUUCGACCUGGCCAAGAUAAAGCAAAGCAGUGUGACCCAAACAACAACAGUUACACAUGGAAUAAACAAACAUACAGUUAAUAACACAAUAGAAAAAUCUGUAUACAGUGUGUGCAAAUGAAGUAAGGAGGUAAGGCAAUAAAUAGGCCAAUAGUGGCAAAGUAAUUACAAUUUAGCCAUUUACACUGGAGUGAUAUGUGCAGAUGAGGAUGUGGAAGUAGAAAUACUGGUGUGCAAAAGAGCAGAAAAACAUAUUGGGAGGAGGUAGGUAGUUGGUUAGAUGGGCUGUGUGCAGUGAUCGGUAAGCUUCUCUGACAGCUGAUGCUUAAAUUUAGUGAGGGAGAUAUGUCUCCAACAUACCGAUUUAUGAUUUUUCAACGCAGAUGCCGAUUAUUGGAGGACCAAAAAAAGCUGCUACUGAUUAAUUGGCCAAUUUUUAAAAAUGUAUAUAUUUGUAAUAAUGACAAUUACAACUGCUGAAUGAACACUUAUUUUAACUUAAUAUAAUACAUCAAAAUCAAUUUAGCCUCAAAUAAUGAAACAUGUUCAAUUUGGUUUAAAUAAUGCAAAAACAAAGUGUUGGAGAAGUAAAAGUGCAAUAUGUGCCAUGUAAGAAAGCUAACGUUUAAGUUCCUUUGUCAGAACAUGAGAACGAUAAUAUGAAAGCUGGUGGUUCCUUUUAACACGAGUCUUCAAUAUUCCCAGGGAAGAAGUUUCAGGUUGUAGUUAUUAUAGGACUAUUUCUCUCUACCAUUUGUAUUUCAUUAACCUUUGACUAUUGGAUGUUCUUAUAGGCACUUUAGUAUUGCCAGUUUAACAGUAGCUUCUGUCCCUCUCCUCGCUCCUACCUGGGCUCGAACCAGGAACAAUGACAGCCACCCUCGAAGCAGCGUUACCCAUGCAGAGCAAGGGGAACAACCACUCCAAGUCUCAGAGCGAGUGACGUUUGAAAUGCUAUUAGCGUGCACCCAGCUAACUAGCUAGCCAUUUCACAUCGGUUACACGAGCCUAAUCUCGGGAGUUGAUAGGCUUGAAGUCAUAAACAUCUGCUGGCAAAUGCACAAAAGUGCUGUUUUAAUGAAUGCUUACGAGCCUGCUGGUGUCUGCCAUCGCUCAGUCAGACUGCUCUAUCAAAUCAUAGACUUAGUUAUAACAUGAUAACACAGAAAUGGGGCGGCAGGGUAGCCUAGUGGUUAGAGCGUUGGACUAGUAACCAGAAGGUUGCAAGCUCAAACCCCCGAGCUGACAAGGUACAAAUCUGUCGUUCUGCCCCUGAACAGGCAGUUAACCCACUGUUCCUAGGCAGUCAUUGAAAAUAAGAAUUUGUUCUUAACUGACUUGCCUAGUUAAAUAAAGGUAAAAAGAAGAAGAAAUAAAUAAAUAUGAGCCUUCGGUCAUAUGGUCGAAUCCGGAAACUAUCAUCUCGAAAGCAAGACAAUUAUUCUUUCAGUGUAAUAUCUAUAACGGGUGGCAUCCAUAAGUCUAAAUAUUCCUGUUACAUUGUACAACCUUCAAUGGUAUGUCAUAAUUACGUAAAAUGCUGGCAAAUUAGGCGGCCCAAACUGUUGCAUAUAAUACACUGACUCUGCGUGCAAUAAACGCAAGAGAAGUGACACAAUUUCACCUGGUUAAUAUUGCCUGCUAACCUGGAUUUCUUUUAGCUAAAUAUGCAAGUAAAAAAAUAUAUACUUCUGUGUAUUGAUUUUAAGAAAGGCAUUUAUGUUUAUGGUUAGGUACACAUUGGAGCAACGAUACGCACCGCAUCAAUUAUAUGCAGCGCAGGACACGCUAGAAAAACUAGUAAUAUCAUAAACCAUGUGUAAUUAACUAGUGAUUAUGAUUGAGUUUUUUUAUAAGAUAAGUUGAAUGCUAGCUAGAAACUUACCUUGGCUUACUGCAUUCGCGUAGCAGGCAGUCUCCUCGUGGAGUGCAAUGAGAGGCAGGUGGUUAGAGCGUUGGACUAGUUAACUGUAAGUUUGCAAGAUUGUCAGCUCGGGGGAUUCAAGGGAAACAUCUGUCGUUCUGCCCCUGAACGAGGCAGUUAACCCACCGUUCCUAGGCCGUCAUUGAAAAUAAGAAUGUGUUCUUAACUGACUUGCCUCGUUAAAUAAAGGUGUAACAUUUUUUUAAAUAAAUUGGCCAAAUCGGAAUUCAAAAAUAUUUCAGAUUGUUAUGAAAACUUGAAAUCGGCCCUAAUUAAUCGGCCAUUCCAAUUAAUCGGUCGACCUCAAUACUAAGCCUACCUGAUAAUAUACUGUGUUUUAAAAAAUGUAUUUUUCACAAAUUCAUUGAUGAUCAGAUACUUAAUUUGUAACUUGUUCUGUUGCGCUAAAUGUUUAUAGUUGAUAGACAACUUUAGCACUGUUCCAAACUUAGACUAUCCUGUUUUUUUUAACAAUAGCCUGUAUAGAAAUCAAUGUUGUUCUCUUGUUCUGCAGCAUGCAUUCAUUCGUUGUCAUGCUCUAUUGUAGUAUUAAAAAAGAUUCUACUUGGGCACGAGAAAGCCUAUUCCCCCUCAGGAGACUGAAAAGAUUUGACAUGAGUCCUCAGAUCCUCAAAAGGUUCGACAGCUGCACCAUCGAGAGCAUCCUAACUGGUUGAAUCACUACAGUCAUGUAGAAUUGCAUUAAUUUUGUUUAUAAAAGGCCUUUUUUUUCUCAGACCACAAAUAAGAUGAUAGAUACAUGCAGUGGUUUUUAAAGUUUUUUUUUUUUUUUUUACAAUGGAGAUCUUUUCACUGCUUACCUUGACCACGGUGGUCUGCGAAUCCACAACCUUCUGGCUACUUUGCCAUGUAAUGCUUACAAACGAAGAACAGUUUCUAAAACUGCACCUAAGGCUCUGGUCUGUCCUUGGAGUAAGGGUAUAUAGUAGGAAUGUUCCCUGCUAUCCACUUUGUUUUAAUUAUUAUUUUGGUUAUAGUGGAGGGUUUCAAGCGUUCAGGGAGGGUUGGGUAAAAAUAUAUUUUACUGAAGGGAGGGCCAUCCAUUUUCAUUUCAGAGAGAUCUGAUUUUCUCCAGGUAUCACUCAUUAUACAUAAUGUAGUCCCUUAUUGAAACAUGCCCUGUGCCAUUUGCUUUCAAUUCAAUCCUUGAAUUCAAUUCUUGAAUAUGCUUUGUGGAAUGUCAUAAUAAUGAAUAGAAAGGUGUGCGAAUAUGACUUUUGUAAGGGAUUGAUGGAACUACUAGAACUUUAACCCCUGUUAAUUUCUUUGCAGUCAAACGUUUUUUAUAACUAUUCAAUUGUACGUUGUCUCAAAAUUGAAAUAAUUAUUUAUCAGAAUCUCUA